Molecule: messenger RNA, 6874 nt
Organism: Plectropomus leopardus (leopard coralgrouper)
Lineage: Eukaryota; Metazoa; Chordata; Actinopteri; Perciformes; Serranidae
Gene: ppp2r3a
Product: protein phosphatase 2, regulatory subunit B'', alpha
Biological process (GO): protein dephosphorylation
Cellular component (GO): protein phosphatase type 2A complex
Molecular function (GO): protein phosphatase regulator activity; calcium ion binding
Source: RefSeq, a predicted model, not a curated record
ACACACACAUAUUCCCACACAUACACGUCCUCACACACGGAGUCGCUGCGCGUUGGAGCAAACGUCUGUCGGUACUGCCUCCGUUGCGCCCCGGUUACCGAAAAGCGGCUGUUUGAUUUCGCAGUCUGCGGCGAGCCUCGUCGUGACAGAGUUUGGAGACGGCUGAAGGAGCAGUGAAGGAGGGGGAGAGAGGAAAAGGUGGUGUCCUCCUGUCAGAAACACACGCUCUCUCCGACACAUGGUCGACAGUGGGAGACGGAAGGGGCGAGAGUGACUCCGGGACUGACAGAGAUCCAGAAACACACUCACAGAAAGAAAGAGGCAGUCGGCCAUCUGUGGGUCGGUCCCCUGCUAUUCUGCAGCUGUGCCGGAGUCAGCGAAUGCUUCUCCGUCAGUACUUCAGAAACCGCAGAGUGAGAUAACGGGGUUCUCCCUACAUCUCAACACUCAGGGGGAUGAGCCAAGGCUAGGGCGAUGUUGAGGCCUCGCUGGCCUUGGAUUAGGCCCCUGGGGCUCCUGCUUUGGAGGGAUGGGUGAUACCCCAGCUGGAUGUUCCGCUGUCGCCAUCCUCCACAGCUGUCAUUAGCAGCUAAUGAGCUGCUGCUAGAGAGGAAACGAAGAAGGUGCCUGUGGAGAGAGGAGGAACUUUACAGCUGUUAUUAAGAGGCCCAGAGCUCUCAGACAAGGCAUUUGUACUUUUUUCAUCCUCUGCAAGAGGCUGGAACCUUUUAAAGCUCUUAUUGGUGCUAGCGUGAAAGGAUAUGGGCUUUGGAAGUUUUUGGUAUAGACAUUUAUUUUUUGCCAAUUUUUAAAUUUAAAUUACAGUAUUAUGUGUUACCAUGCUUUAAAAGACAUAUUUUUUAGUAAGAUGACUCAGUGUUAAGACAGUAAUUAUUUCCAAACUUAGUUUCAACAUAACUUCGUAAUCCAUCCUUUUUUUUGUUAAAGCUAUAUUGUUAUACACUUUGAUAUUAUUUUAUGCCCUGAAGGACGUUACCAUGGCAGCAGCCUAUCGUGUUGUUGUGAGCAGUGUGAGCUGCUACAACAGUGUGGUAGUGGACCGGCGCACUCACUCUCACGCCGUGCACUACUGCUCGGGGCCAUGUGGGGCGCUCUCCCAAGGUUUAGACUGUACCGUUGCACACCGUGGCACCUGCUCUGAGCUGCUUAUCGCACCUGACUCUGCAUACAUUGACCCAAACAGCUCCCUCAUACACCCCCAUAACAUGAUCACACAACAACUCCCCAACCAUGGUAGAAGUAUUGUUGCCAUGGAUACUAGUUAUAAUGGUCUAGAGAGAGCGGGCAGCAGUGGCAAUUUGUCUUUAGGGGAUGACAGCCCCACGUGGCGUGGCAAAAAGGCCCCGAGCAGCGGAGGAUCCACCGGGAACCUGAGCUCCUCUGGCAGUCUGAAGGACAUUACCGAAGAGGCCAUCAACUUGGCCAGUGGUAAGCUCAAAGAGUUUUCUUUUGACAAGCUCCGCCUCUCUUCCUCCAGCCACGUCACCUUCCGGAAGGGUCGCAAGGUGCGUCCUGACUCUCUAAGCCGUCGCUCCACCGACCUAGAGAUCAUCUACGGCCACUUCAGCUCCAACAUCACCACAAAUGGAACUAUAACUAAUGGCAUGACAAAUGGGACAUCUAAUGAUGAGAACCUGCCGCCGUUCGUGCCAGGGAAGGUGGCGAGUCUGGAGGAGACGAAGCUAAAAGGCAGCACGGCCACCUUGUCGGCUAUCACCAAAGUGGGUGGUGGAUCAACAAGCAGUCUAUCGAGUAUCGGGUCUUUGGACCAAAGUUUGAAUACGGUGGCCUCCUUGUACCGCAACACCCUAGGAGAGGAGAACCUGAUUGCUCGUCUGCUGGAGAAGACACGGGGGGAGGCGGGCACUGGUGGAGCGGGCGGUGAGGACAUCCGCGCCUGCCUUGACAUCCUGCUUAAAUGUUCUGAAGACUUAAAGAAAUGCACCGACAUCAUCAAGCAGUGCAUCAGACACAAAGCUGGUGGAGGCCCGGAGGAUGGAGGAGCAAGUCCUGACAGCGUAUACCGGGCCGUUAUGUCCCGACUGAGCUCCUAUUUGAGGAAAUUACCUCUGGAGCUGGAGGGAAUUGGAAGUUUGGGAGGCAGCGGGCAAGGGGGUCAGGGUGCACCUGGAAGUGGGCACAGCGAUCUUGCAGAGCUGGUCAACACUCUUCACUCUAUUCAGCAGGGACCGUACUCUCCGAUUUUUGGCAAUGAGCAACCUCCUCGCUAUGAGGAUGUGGUGCUGUCACCUCCCAUCCCAAAGACUGUCCCAUCAUCUACUCCUUCGUCUGUGUCAUUGUCCAUCUCAUCGUUAAAAUCAGACUCCAUCCACACAAAACCAGUCCAAAGUUCCCCGUCCAGAGCAUCUCCACUCACUAACGGACUACAACAUCCUUCUCCUAUCACACAACACACACUCUCUCCUCCAUCUAUCCCAUCCAGCUCCUCUCCAACACACUCCCCUUCACCUCUACGCACCUCCCCGACCCCUCCAUACACACACACUCCUCCAGCAUCCCCCAUGGAGGCUCUUUAUAUUGAGGAGGAGGAGGCAGAUGUGGGAAAAAUGCCAGAACAAAUCCCACAACACACUCCAACCAGAGGGGUGAACGCUACCCAGAACAAAAACGGAAUAACGUUGGGUCAACACAUGCACCUGUCCCAUCCACACACACUCCAUAACUCUUCAAACACGACAUACAGCCCUACCUGGCCUUCAUCUCCCUCAAUAACAGCACCCAAAGCUGUUUCACACAGGAAUGAUGACAUUGACAAGCUGCUGAUGGACUUGGAGAAUCUGUCUCAGAGUAUGAGCCAUCCAAGAACCACAGAGCCUCCGCUUCCUGCAAAAACCAGGAAGCGAGAUGGAGCUCAGGCUAUAAGUUCCAGUGAUGCCCUAACUCAGCCUAAAAUGACCCAGUUCCAAGUCCAGAAGCCAGCGAGCCACCUAACCAUGAACGGCCCCACUUCCAGGACUCCCCAGAGUCUCCCUCCUUCCCAGGGAGGGAGCAGUGACUCUGUGGUGGGAGAAGAGGAGGAUGGAGCACUGCUGCUGAGGAUCCUGGAGAGCAUUGAGAGUUUUGCACAGGAGUUGGUGGAUUCUGGGGCGGGGAGCACAGGGAGUGCUGAGAGGAACAGUGGCAAAGAGCGGGAGGUGAUGAGGCUCCUGCAGGACACUCUGGCCACUACCGGCAGGGCUGAUACCCCUCUGGGAAGCACAACCCCACCAGCUGCUCCUACUGCUCCGUCCACCUACACAAAUGCAGCUGCACAAAUCCCAGCUAUACCACCAAAACACUCUCUGGUAAAUGCACCUGCAGUUCCACCUGCACCAACACCUAUAACUACAGUACCUGAAGCUUUGUGCAAUGCUGCACCCGAACCUGCACCUAAACUUGCACCUGAAGCUGCACCCACACCUCUGCCCACACCCAUACCUGAACCUGCAACUGAGGCUUCGGAUAAAGUUACAGAAGCUUCUAUGGAAGAUCAGACGUCCCUCCCUGUCGCUGUAACGCCUGCACCUGCAGCCUUGCAUUCCUCCACACAUGCAACUGAACCUACACCUGUGGCUGCACCUGAGGCCCCUGCUCCUGUUAUCAUCCCAGUCAUGGUAGCCACAAGAGACACUGCCGGCACUGUUGGUGACGCUGCUGCUGCUGCUGCUGCUGCUGCUGCUGCUGCUGCUGCUGCUGUGAGAGACACUGGCUCAACCCUCCUCAUCCAGCAGACUCCAGAGGUGAUCAGAGUCCAGUCCAAACCAGAGAAGAAACCAGGCACACCUCCACCAGCCCCUGCCCUUACCACAGCCACCCCCACCCCCACGCCACGCUCACCCAGCCCUCCUCCGGCUCCAGUGAUAGUCACCCCUCCUCCCCCUGCCAUCAACAUUCCCAGGUUCUACUACCCCCGUGGGCUCCCUGCCAUGGGCCCGGCCACCAACCACGACGCUGCCAUCGCUGCCAUCGAGGCGGCCUUCACUGAGUUUGAGGAGGAGAAGGCUGACAUAUAUGAAAUGGGCAAGAUCGCAAAGGCAUGCGGGUGUCCACUUUACUGGAAGUCCCCAAUGUUCUACUCAGCUGGCGGUGAGAGGACGGGCUUCGUCUCUGUUCACUCCUUUGUCGCAAUGUGGAGGAAGUUGUUGCACAGUUGCCACGAUGAUGCAUCAAGGUUUAUCUCCCUGCUCGCAAAACCCAGCUGUAACUACCUGGAGCAGGAGGACUUCAUCCCUCUACUGCAGGACAUUGUGGAUACACAUCCUGGACUCACAUUUUUGAAGGAUGCACCUGAAUUCCAUUCCCGCUACAUUACAACGGUGAUCCAGCGGAUAUUCUACGUGGUGAACCGUUCAUGGACGGGCCGUAUGACCAUGAUGGAGCUGCGCAGGAGCAACUUCUUACAGACCUUGGCGCUGCUCGAGGAGGAGGACGACAUUAACCAGAUCACUGACUACUUCUCCUACGAACACUUUUACGUCAUCUACUGCAAGUUCUGGGAGCUCGACACUGACCAUGACCUCUACAUCGACCCCAAAGACCUUGCGAGAUACAAUGACCAUGCGUCCUCAAACAGAAUCAUUGAAAGAUUGUUUUCGGGGGCUGUUACCCGGGGUAAUGCUGUGCAGAGGGAAGGCAGGAUGAGCUACGCCGAGUUUGUCUGGUUCCUCAUAUCGGAAGAAGACAAGAAAAAUCCCACCAGUAUAGAAUACUGGUUCCGCUGCAUGGACGUGGAUGGCGAUGGCGUCCUGUCCAUGUUUGAGUUGGAGUAUUUCUAUGAGGAACAGUGUGAGAGGAUGGAAAGGAUGGGCAUCGAACCUUUGCCCUUCCAGGAUUUGCUCUGUCAGAUGCUCGACCUGGUCAAACCUGAGAAUUCAGGUAAGAUAACACUUGGUGAUCUGAAGCGCUGCCGGAUGGCCCACAUAUUCUUUGACACCUUCUUCAACUUGGAGAAAUACCUGGACCACGAACAGAGAGACCCGUUUGCUGUGCAAAAGGACAUUGAUAGUGAAGGUCCAGAGCCAUCUGACUGGGAUAAAUAUGCCUCAGAGGAGUAUGAGAUACUGGUGGCAGAGGAGACUGCAAAUGAACAGCUACAUGAGGGGUCCUUUGAUGAUGACUAUGAACCAGAGGAACUUCAAGUGGCCGGAGAGAUUGGAAAUAAAAUGGAAAAACUGGUCAUAUCUGACCUUACGGCAUAAAACUCCUUCCCUGGAAUUCCUGGGUCUUUUUCUCUGGAAAAAAUAGAACAAAUUGAUUUAAAAACAGAAAAAAGUCUCUUAGGAUGAAUUCAUCAAGAAAACACAUGGACGCAAAGAUAUCCAGAAUAAGAAAACAGUUUUGGCGUCGGACUCAUCUAUUUUUUUUUGCGUGUGUGUGUGACCGUAAACCAGUACUGCUCUGUGUCUGGUGCAAUAACGCAUCUGUUUUCAUACAGAAAACAAUUUCAUUGCCUCCAGCUUUUGGCUCCAUCAUGGAGAACAAAACCGACGAUGGCGGGGAGACAUGUAUGAUAAGCUGGAGAGACAAAAAAAAAAUGUCAUUGUAAAAUAAUGUAAUUGUGAAUUUUCUACAGACAAUCCUGCGAGAAGACAAUCAUGUGAAGGUAGACAAACAGGUAGACUGUCGGAAACACAAAUAGACUCCUAGUUGGAGAAACAGGAGGACACAAACAUAAUUAUAGUGAUAGGCACUGCCGCUGAAAACCCACAGUCACAGCUCAAUAAUGACACAUAGAGACAGACACUGCCGUCAGAAACCUGCUGCCUCUGCAGCUCGUCACUGUGUUCCUUGAAAAGGAAGUCUUUUAACCUCCAUCCCUUCAGGGAGGAAUCAUGUAACAGUUUGGGUGACUGUAACAGCACCUCUCUGUGGCCAGUCUGUGCUACUGCACGCCAUCACGGUCAUGCAUGGGUGCAUAAAGGCUGGCAAACUUCUCCAAGAGGGAGUUCAGUUCACUGCACAGCCCGGGCUGCUCUAUUAUUAGUGCAGCAUUAUCAGCAGCGCUCCACCUCUGGACUCCCUUUGCAGUCAUUUUUAAACCCUGGAUAAAGUGACUACACAGACUGAAAGGUACCACUUUAUUGUGUUAACUCUCAAUCAGGUCACAGUGAGACACAUGCACAUAAGAGGAUGCAUGUUGACAAACAUAUCAAACUCUCUGGUAGAGUUGCCCGCACAUUUCCACCUGUAACAUUUGUAAUAACGCGAUAGAUACGCAUCAGAACUGUGACUUGUCUCUGUCCGUCUCACACCCAGCACAUCACACUGUAUGUUUUCUCACGUCCUUGUUGAUUGUGUACAGUAUAUUUGGGAAUAACUUGGAUCUGUUUUUGAAAUUAAUGCCAAAAAUGUUUCUGCUUAGACGUCUCAUUGACAUGCACCAUUUUGUUGAUGUAACUCUCUGAUGUCCAUUUUCCCUGCAAUACACACACAGUAUCAAACAGACCACUAACAAUGCCUCUUAAAGGGUCAGUUCAUACAAAUAAUGAAAAAAAGAUACAUUCUCACAUCUUUAGUGGCAUCUAGCCUGCAGAUAGGUUUGGUGUGAUUUGCAGAAGUUUUAUGAAAUCCAUCUCUGAGAUUUUUGCCACAAACACAUUAAAAUGGAAAUUAAUAGAUCUUAGUUUGCGGCUCUUACAACACUGACAUUAACCACAGUAAUAGGGAUUUUUUAGUGUUGUUUUUCCAUCUUUUAAAGGAGCACUGGAGGAUUUCAUUUAAUGUGGCAGUGAGGAUUGCAGCCAGUUGAAACUUCCAUGUGAACUCCCGGUUAUAAUUCUUUCAGUGUUCAUUGUUCAGGAAGUUUUUACCAGGAGCCAGGUUAUCUGCAGAGGUCUCCUGCCCUCCUAAACAA